AAAAUUUGAGGUUGGAAUAGGUGUCAUUCAGCAGUGACCAUCAUCAGCUGACCGGUCACACCCGCCGUGUGCUCUUUGUCGUUAUCGGGAAAAAUGGAAAAGUCCGUAUACAACUAGGUGAUUACCUAUUGUCUAACCAUUAGUAUUAGUACGUCACUCAGCUUGCGAUCCAGUGGAAGAUUGUAUUUGCUGACAAAGUCGUUGCAUCGACCAGAGAACUUACGAAAAGAUGACUUCAAACGAGACUUUUGAUAGUCCUGUUUUAUCAACUUGUUUGUCAGUAGCCUGCCCCUGUUCAUACAAAGAGCAUACCCUUGCGUAUCGAAUUAAAGAAACAAAAACAACAUAUGCAGGUGUUGAAGGUAUAAAUGUCACUUAAGUAAGAAAAGCUGACUAUAGAAAAAUUGUCAGUAGCUUGCCUAGCCUUAUAAAAAGUUCAUACGAAGAGCAUGCCCUUCCGUAUCAAAUUAACUGAGAAACAAAAACACCAUAUGAAGCUGUUAAAGAUAUAUUGUCACAUAAGUAAGAAAAGUUAACUAUAGAAAAGAAAAAUUGAAGUAUCGACCAGAGAACUUACGAAAAGAUUACUUCGAACGAGACUGUUGAUAGUCCUGUUUAUCAACUUGUUUUCAGUAGCUUGCCCCGCUUUUUAAACUGUUCAUACAAAGAGCAUGACCUUGCGUAUCGAAUUACAUCUUCGCUAGCCAAGGGUUUUCGGUCCACUUUGCUCCCCAUAAACCCUUGGCGGAUUUCAUUACGAAAACUCGGUGAUGCGGUCACGUCAUCUAGCGAACAACUAGAGUUGCGCCCCUUACACCUUCCUAUUAUUCAUCCAAUGAGAUAACAGGUUACAUAUACGUUACGGCAAGAGCAAAACAAACAGUGAAAACAUGUUGACCGAUAAAUCUCGAAAAAGAAUUGACGACGUCUUUAAAGUCGAAUUACGAGAAAAUCAAGAGAAAGCAAUUAAUGCUGUAUUAUGCGAUCGAGAUGUGUUUGUUGGUACCCGUACUGGUAGCGGAAAGUCAAUGAUUUACGAAUGCAUUCCAGUAAUAAAACCAGGUAUCGUCGUCAUCGUGGCACCUCUCCUGUCUAUAAUGAAAGAACAAGUUGAGAAAUUAAAUAAAUUUGGACUUUCAGCCACUUACAUUGGGAAGAAUAGUGAGGAGAUCGAACGAAUAGAGACUGGGCAGUAUGAAUUUGUAUUUGGAAGCCCCGAGAGACUGGUUGGCGAGAGUCGGUGGAGGGAGAUGUUGAAAUCGUCGGAGUAUAGGAGGCGGCUUCAAUUGCUAGUCGUAGAUGAGGCUCAUACAGUCACGCUUUGGGGAGAGGGAAGAAUGAAUGAAGAUCCUUUCAGGGAAUGGUUUUCAAAAAUUCAGGAAUUACGAUCUUUGUGCCCAAAUGUCCCUGUUCUUGCCCUUUCUGCAACUGCUGGACCAACUCAGAGGAGGAAAAUUUUGAAAUACCUCUGCUUUCGACCAGGUUAUGAACUUGUUUUCGAUUCACCUGAUAGAAGGAACAUUAAGAUUACUGUGAAAUCUAUUAAAAACAAUGACAAUGUUAAAAAAGUGUUUGGUUGGCUAAUUAAUGUUUUGAGACACCACAGAGAACAAUUACCAAGGCAUAUGGUUUUUUGUUAUAGUAUCAAUGAUGUAACUAAAAUUUAUUUUGCCUUUAUCAAAACAUGCAAACAAUACAGACAAAACUUAUGCAGGUAUUGAAGGUAUGAUGUCACUUAAGUAAGAAAAGUUGACUACAGAAAACUUGAAAUCAUCACGUUUUUAAUAAAGUUUCAUUGUUAGGGUACCAUCAAUGUCCGUUUUCCAGUAAAAUAUUAAGAUAUGAAACAGAUGACGCAGACUCUGGGGUAUCUUUGUCUCCAUGUUCACUGGAAUAUAUCGAGCCGACGUAGGUAUGGAAGUAACAUUUGAUAAUUGAUAAUACGUCGUCAAUAUACUUUAAUGUUGAGUUGAAGGCCAAAGCGAGUGAUUUAUUUUUUUACGUAAAGGUUUUUGAAUACUUUCUGUUUCAUAUGAAUACAAGAAUAGAUAUGCUAACAACAGGGCACAAUUGGUACCCAUGGGAAUUCCAACAGAUUGUUGUAAGACUAGAUUUCCAAAAUCUACAAAGAUGUUGUCUAUUACAAACUCAAAUAUCAUUUCAAUAUCAAAUUCGGAGUACUUGUAUGCACAAUUCGAAUGACUUUGAUCAAAAUAGUUUUGGAAAUGACCAAUGACAAGGUAAGUAAAUUUACGUGAUUCAUUUUUAUAAAAAAAAAAAACAACCAAAAACGCAGCUAUCAAUUAUGUCAAAAAGACAACACUUUAAUUCAUCGUGAGGGAUGGUUGUAUAAAAUGUAGAAAAGUUGUAAGUUUUGACGCUAUUGAAUUUGGUAAAAUUUGGGAUUUCAAGUUUUCUAAAAGUUCCUUGAAAUUCUUUAAAAGUAUCCACAUCUGAUUUAUACUGCCUCUUGAAUAUACUUUUGCACAGUAUUCUUGAGAUUUCCCCUUUGCUGCUGUUAACAUUUUGGAAAGGAGUAAAAAAAAGAAGCUUUGUAGAACAUUUACUGAAACCCAUUAUAUCUUUGCUUUUAAGGAUUUUUAUGAAGUUUAAACAUUAAAGAGAGGAAGGUAAUUCAAAGUGAUUUUUUAGCUGUUGAGAAUAGUGAAAAUGUUCAAAACUGUCAUAUUUUUUUUCUUUCUUGGAAAGAGAGCUAUGAGUAUAAGUUGUAUUUCCACUUGCGGAAUUAAGCCAAGAUCAUCAAAUAUACAAAGUAUAAAAUUAGCCUUACAAACAAAGACAAUGCUGUCUUGUCAGCAGGGAAUAGUACAAACUGAUCGUGUUAUCUAUCUAUUUCUUUUUUCAUUCUAAACUAGCAAAUAUAGAAAAAUAGAAGGUUUCAACUUUUGUCGAAAUUCAUGCGUCAAUACGCCUUCUCCAUACCCGAUCUAAUUGAGACAUAAAAGAUGUUUUAACAAGCUGACCUUGAAAUUGAUUUAAAACAAAACUAUUAAAAAUCCGGACAACUGCAGUCAGCUAUUAAUCAACGUAAUGAAAAUAUGACCGUUUUGUGUCGAUUGCGUUCUCUUUUUGAAAACAUAGACCGCUUACUUUUCCUGUAUAAACAUCAUUGCGUUGUAAGAUGAAAUUAAUCCGAAUUUUAAUAUUAAUUUCUGAAAGUCCAUGAACAUCCAAAAUGAAAUUCUCACUUAGAUCGAUAUCAGCACAAUAUGGGUAGAUAAAUACACAAAGGGAAAUAAUUUAGCCUACAAGUAGAGCUAUAUCA
Messenger RNA from Magallana angulata, 3286 nucleotides. RefSeq names its product ATP-dependent DNA helicase RecQ-like. Gene Ontology annotation, molecular function: four-way junction helicase activity; nucleic acid binding; 3'-5' DNA helicase activity. Lineage: Eukaryota; Metazoa; Mollusca; Bivalvia; Ostreida; Ostreidae. Gene Ontology annotation, cellular component: nucleus; cytoplasm; nucleoplasm. Gene Ontology annotation, biological process: telomere maintenance; double-strand break repair via homologous recombination. The transcript is spliced from 2 exons. The record is from RefSeq and is a predicted model, not a curated record. The coding region runs from base 891 to 1721 and encodes 276 amino acids.